This is a messenger RNA of Phytophthora sojae, 201 nucleotides long. RefSeq lists its product as hypothetical. The annotation marks the transcript as partial. The record is from RefSeq and is a predicted model, not a curated record. NCBI's taxonomy places the organism in Eukaryota, Oomycota, Peronosporomycetes, Peronosporales, Peronosporaceae. The transcript has a single exon.
UUUUGGAACCGCAAAGGUUUUAUCUGGACCAAUGUACUGAUAUUUUGUGACUGGCACAUGAACAUAGCGUUUGUCUACGAUGGAGUCGAGGGAAGUGCUCACGAUGCCACCAUUAUGAUCUGGUCCCGGCUAUGGAGCAAAUUCCGGAGCAUUUUUACGUUUUGGGGGCUGCUGGAUAUGGCCAUAGCGAUAAAGUCCUGA